AUGGCAUCCGGAGAACGGGUUACUUCCACGCCAGAAUCUCAAGAAGAGCAACACGUUUCUUUUGAAAUCCCGAGCAAAAAUUUUAAAUCUUCCUCAACACGUACGCCGUCUCUGCUUUCAGACUCUUCAGCCAAUUUUACACUCAGAACACCGCGUUAUCACAAGUUAUAUCAACCGUCAUUACGCGAACAAUGGGCAGUACAACUUGACAACUCGGAACUAGGAAGUGUAUGGAAGCUGGUAGACGCUGCUCUCAAUAUUCUAUUGUGCGGGAUAUACAUUUCGAAUACACCAUAUUUUAAGCGAGAACUCCCAUCAUAUCACGUUUGGUUUGAAUUUGUGGUGACCAUAUUGUUGCUAUUGGAAUAUAUCCCCAAAUUUUAUAUUGCACAUUUCACUUCCUGGCGAUCAUUAUUCACGCACCUAUCACCGAUUCUCACCUUCUUGACUGUGUACCCGGUCUUCAGUGUGGCCAGUGAUUCGAAUUUCAAGGAUUCACCUGAACUUGUGUUCCUGUAUCCGUUUCGAUUCAUUCGAUGCCAUUUUUCGGUGCGCGAUUGUUUUGUUAGAAGUGAGAAAUCUGUGUUGAGAUUAGGUCAAGUGACUAGUAAAGUGCUGAUCUUUGUCGAAUCGAUUAUCUUUCUCAUCUUGACUGGUUCUGCGCUUCUAUAUGGCGUGGAGUUUGUAUACAAGGAUGCGACACUUUCUUUUUUGGAUGCCGUUUUUUUUACAACCAUUAUGUUGGGAACUGUUGGGUAUUUAAGUGAUAUAGUGCCAGAUUCGGCCUUUCCUCGAAUCCUUUUGUUGGUAAUAUUUACAAUGGGUCUUAUAUUUAUUCCGUACUCCAUAUCGGAAUUAACAAUAUUAUUACGCUCCAAAUCGCCAUAUGACAAAGCUUUUCGAAAAAUCUCUCCGCAGCCUCACGUUAUUAUUAUAACGCCGACGAUUGAAUUGCCUUCAUUAAGACACUUCUUAAAAGAAUUUUAUUCUUUGGCACAUGGGCCGGGAACUAUAAAUACUAAGGUUGUGAUCUUAAAUCCUGUUGAUCCCAAUGAACGGGUGAAAACAUUUUUAUCGGAUCCAAUGUAUGCUCAUAGAGUUCAAUACGUCCGUGGCAGCUCGCUCGAUUCGCGUAGCUUAAAAAAGGUUAAGGCAAAAGAUGCGUCAGCAUAUUUUAUACUUGCCAAAAAAUAUUCGCAACAAAGUGAAUCGAUCGAUGCUGAAAAUGUGCUGAAAGCAAUGGCAUUAAGAAAAUAUGACGAAGGACCUAAACUGUAUAUUCAGUGCAUUCUUCCAGAAAAUAAAAUUCACUUUGAGAGCUUGAAUCCCGAACAAAUCAUAUGCAUCGAUGAAUUAAAAUUGGCCAUUCUUGCACAUUCUUGCUUGACUCCUGGAUUUUCUACUCUCUUGUACGGUCUUACUACAUCAUUUACAAGUGAAUCUGUACACGAGUUAAGAUACAUGAAACGUAGGACAUCCCACGGAUUAGAUCAAGAUUCUAUAGAAGAUUAUAUUUCGGGAUUAUCUCAAUGCAUUUAUACUACCACAUUAUCGGAUUUUUAUUCUGGAAAUUCAUUUCUUUCUGUUGCUGAAAGCAUGUACGAAACGUUGGGGGUGGUAUUAUUUGCAAUUGGCAUUCCAAAACAGCGUUCUUAUUCUAAUUAUAGUGAUGAAUGGAGUGGUGACUGGGGUGAACAUUAUGAUGAUCAACAAGAUUUCAAAAAUUAUAUGGUGCUUAUAAAUCCUGGCGAUUAUAUAGUAAAGGGAGAUGAAAUUGGAUUUAUUAUCGCUUCUGAUGCUUCAAUACUCGAUGGGGUUAGAAUGGUUGGAACAGCCCAAUCAUAUAGAACAAGUCACACAGCAACAAAUGCCAUGAGUGAUAAUUCAACUGAUAGUCAACCAUUAGUACCUGUUAACUCAUUCAAGAGUGGUGAUGAUUAUUUUGGCAUAAAGAAAAAAUAUGGCUCAGUUGCGUCAAGAACGCCCGACCACUUUGAAUAUCCACAUAAACCGGAAUCAGCACCGUCAAUAAGACGUCAACGUGCAUUAUCUACUCCGCUUGCAUUUAACACUGAGAAUCAUGAACAUCACUCAGAACCGUCAGGAUCAUCAAGCGUCGCAGCUACUCCUGUCUUACAUGAAGGCGAAGCCUCCGUAAUUGAAAGUAUUUCUGGUCAUAUACUUUUAUGUGAUUACUCGCAAACCACUUUCCCGCGUAAUCUCGAUUGUUUUGUUAGCCCUUUGCGUAAAUCAUAUCUUGGUAAAACAAUACCAAUAAUAAUUCUGUCGCCAGCUAGACCAAAUCAAAGUCAAUGGCGAAUUUUAAGUCAGUUUCAACAGGUAUACUUUGUGCAGGGAAACCCCAUGACGAGAGAAGGUCUGGAAUGUGGCAGAGUUACUCGCGCUAAACAAGCAGUCAUCUUAACAGAUGCCUCAAGAAUAUUAAGGAAUGGUGAAAAAACGGAAGAUGCACCUGCAAUGUUAGUCUUUUUGAAUAUCAAAGCUAUGUGCGAUAUUCAAGUAUUUGUGGAAUUUGUUUAUACAGAUAAUAUGAAAUUCAUGUCUGAAGAUACCGCAGCUAUAGAUAAAGAGAUGCAGGCACAUCAUUCACCCGCGUUUAUGGCAGGAACUUGCUUCUCAUUAUCCAUGCUAGAUAGUAUAAUUUGUCAAUCGUAUUACCAGCCACAUAUAGUGUCAAUAAUUCAUCAAAUGUUAUUCGGCGCACCACCAUUACAACUACCUUCUGGUACAAAAUGUCCAGCACCAGCUCAUUCACAUGUAUUCCAAAUACCCAUGCCACAAGCAUACGUUGGCGCCAAGUAUUGCGUACUGUUUAGGGACAUGCUUGUGGAGAAGAAAGCGGUGCCGUUAGGUUUAUAUCGUACACGAACAGCAAGAUCUUCUUCGGGCGAUCUGAAGGAACUAAAAUACGUGUAUACGUGUCCUAAAGCUAGCGUAAUUCUUCGAGAUGAUGAUAUGUUGUAUGUUUUGAGCAAGAGAGAGCCAGUCAUGUAG
Messenger RNA from Ambispora leptoticha, 3015 nucleotides. NCBI's taxonomy places the organism in Eukaryota, Fungi, Glomeromycota, Glomeromycetes, Archaeosporales, Ambisporaceae. The record is from the annotation of a GenBank genome assembly.